Messenger RNA from Tinamus guttatus (white-throated tinamou), 2679 nucleotides. The record is from RefSeq and is a predicted model, not a curated record. Lineage: Eukaryota; Metazoa; Chordata; Aves; Tinamiformes; Tinamidae.
AUGGGGAGAAUCAAGAGUCUCUGCUUCUUGGCUGUUGUACUAGCAGCGCUAGGGCCGAGCCUUUGCUCGGGCGAAGACCUGCAGGGUUCGCAGGAUACCUCCGUGAAGAGCCGCAUCGACUGCCACCCGCAGCCCGGCGCCUCCCAGGAGGGAUGCGAAGCAAGGGGCUGCAUCUGGAGCUCCACCGAGGUGCCGAAUGCCCCCUGGUGCUUCUUCCCAGAAGACAGUCCCUACGGCUAUUCCCUAGCUGGGAAUGCAGAAAAGACAACUAAAGGCUUGAGUGUUUAUGUUCUGGGAGCUGUGGUGAUUGGCAUUAAAAAGUGUUUCUCUCGCAGGGUAACACUGAACAAACUCCAGAAGUUGUCGCUGUUUGGAAAUGACAUUUCUCCCGUUGUCAUAGAUGUGGAGUUCCAGAAAAGUGACAGACUCAGGUUUAAAAUAUAUGAUCCUAACAGUGAGAGAUUUGAAGUUCCACUCCACAUUGAAUCCCCCUCUGUUGCUGCUGCUGACACCAAAUACGACGUUGAGUUUGAUGAUGUUACUUCUCACUUCACUAUCAAGAGGAAAAGCACUGGCACAGUGCUGUGGGAUGCAUCCCUGGAUGAUCUGAUUUUUUCCAACCAGUAUCUACAGAUUACAACUACAGUGCCAUCCACCUCGGUGUAUGGGUUUGGUGAACAUGAACACCCGUCCUUCAAACACAGCAUGGACUUUGCUACCUAUGGCAUGUUUAGCAGAGAUCAGUCACCAGCGCCAUUUGCCAAUCUUUAUGGGGUUCAUCCUUUCUAUUUGUGUGUAGAGACUGACUCCAAUGCCCAUGGUGUUCUCCUGCUGAAAAACAAGGUAAGAAGAUAUGUGGAUAUAUGGACUACAUACAUAUACAAAGAUGCUAGGUCAGUAAAUGUAAACGUUUCUUUGAGUCCAAAUCCAUCCCUAACUUUCCGCACUAUUGGAGGCAUCCUGGACUUCUAUAUGUUCCUUGGACCCACGCCUGAAAAUGUAAUCCAGCAGUACACAGAGGUUAGUGGAGCAGUGUGUAUAGCGUAUGGAGUGGCGCCUGCUAACGAGCUCCUGUUAGCAGCUGGUAGCGUUAUCCGAGAGUUCAAGCAGAGCUUCGUCCUGCGGGCUUCACUCAAAGCUGCACGUGGUCACGUGGCGAGGCAGGAUGUUCAGCAUGCUGACAUUGAUUACAUGGAACGUCGUCUGGACUUCACCUAUGACAAAGAAAAUUAUGCCGGUCUGCCAGAGUACAUUAAGCAGCUGAAGGAAGAAGGAAUGCACUAUGUCGUGAUUCUGGAUCCUUUCAUAAGUAAGGAUGAAGAACCAGGUACUUACAGGCCUUAUGAUCUUGGAGAAGAAAUGGGAGUUUGGGUGAAUAAUUCCGAUGGUGUAACUCCUGCUGUUGGAAAGGCUUGGCCUGAUGGAUAUUCUGUGUUUCCUGACUACACUAACCCCAGGACAGUUGAGUGGUGGACUCAGUUGUGUUUGGAGCUGAAGGAUGUCCUUGACUACGAUGGGAUCUGGAUUGAUAUGAAUGAACCAUCCAAUUUUGAAAGAGGCCAGUAUCCCGGAUGUGCUGAUAAUGAGAUCAAUAACCCUCCUUACAUUCCUAGCAUUUCUGAUCGUGCCCUGGCUGAGAAGACCUUGUGUCCUGAUUCCAAGACGUACCUGGGAGACCAGUAUAACACACACUCUCUCUUUGGCUGGUCACAGACCGCACCGACUUUCCAUGUUACCCAGAAAGCUACUGGAAAGCGAGCGUUUGUCUUAAGUCGAUCUACGUUCGUUGGAAGUGGGAAACACGGGGGUCACUGGCUCGGUGACAACUUUUCAGAGUGGGAAGACCUGCACCAGUCAAUCAUUGGAAUUCUGGAAUUUAACCUCUUUGGGAUUCCCUUUAUUGGUGCUGAUAUCUGUGGGUUUAACUAUAACACUACCUAUGAACUCUGCUUGCGCUGGAUGCAACUUGGCUCUUUCUAUCCAUUUUCCAGAAACCACAAUGCAGAGAAAAACAGUGAGCAAGACCCAGCAGUGUUUGGAGCAGAGUUUGCUGAGAUAUCUCGAGACACACUCCGGAUCAGAUACUCGCUGCUGCCGUAUUUGUACACCUUAUUCUACGAGUCUCAUGUUCAUGGGAACACGGUGGCACGGUCACUGAUGCACGAAUUUACCUCUGAUCAGCAGACUCAUGACAUAGAUACAGCCUUCCUUUGGGGAUCUGCUUUUAUGAUUGCUCCAGUUCUUCAAGAGGGCGAUAGAGUGCCAGCAUCCUGGCUCAAGAACUACGCCACUGUCGAUGCUCCAUUGAGCAAGAUCCCCCUGUUCCUGCGCGGAGGCUACAUCCUGCCAAGACAGGCACCGGCCACAACAACAACUAGGAGCCGUCUGAACCCAUUUGGGCUCACUAUUGCCCUGGAUGACCAUGGAGAAGCUUCUGGGUCGCUCUUCUGGGAUGAUGGCGAUUCGAUUGAUACUAUUGAAAAUGGAAUCUACUUCUUGGCUAAAUACACAUUCAAAAAGGGAAAACUGAGGACAGAAAUAGUUCACAAUGGCUACCGCGGGGCUGACUCUCUGAGCUACAACACUGUUACCAUCCUUGGUCUGAAGCGGAGGCCUCAUGCCGUUGCUCUGAAUGGAAGGGCCAUCCACGGAGCUACAUUCUCUUAUCAGACAAACGGG